Messenger RNA from Populus nigra (black poplar), 1691 nucleotides. RefSeq names its product autophagy-related protein 18c-like. The coding region runs from base 309 to 1550 and encodes 413 amino acids. The transcript has 6 exons. The record is from RefSeq and is a predicted model, not a curated record. Lineage: Eukaryota; Viridiplantae; Streptophyta; Magnoliopsida; Malpighiales; Salicaceae. Gene Ontology annotation, cellular component: extrinsic component of membrane; cytosol; phagophore assembly site membrane. Gene Ontology annotation, molecular function: phosphatidylinositol-3,5-bisphosphate binding; phosphatidylinositol-3-phosphate binding; protein binding. Gene Ontology annotation, biological process: protein lipidation; protein localization to phagophore assembly site; nucleophagy.
GGAAAUGUUUUUGUUCAUCCGUCCCUGUUGUCUUGGUCUAGAAAUAUACAUUGUGUUACAGUUGGUCUGGUCAGGUCUCUAAAAAGUAACAUAAACACAGAGAGAGGCAGGAAGAAUAGUUUGGAAGAAGACUCGUUGAUUUGAUCACAAGUUAUUUAAAUCCAGAAAGUUGAUCUGAAGAUUAGAGGAAAUACACAAUCCAUGUUAUCGUCAACCCUCCCUGCCUAGCCUUACGUUUGCUAUUCCAACGUUGUAUAUCUUGUUUCAUAUGGAUUCCUACGACUUUUGAUUGCUUCAAGCAAGUCUUGAUGACCAUGAGUUCAACUGUUUCAACUUCUCAAGGAUUCCUUCCCCAGGCAAGGCAUGGUUCGUUUGAAUCCUCAAAUGUUCUUGCUUCUGGUUCCUUAGGUCAGCCCGAGCUGGAAUCCAAUGGUAGCAAUGAAGUGGAAUUGAUUUCUGCAUCCUGGAACCAGGAUUAUGGCUGCUUUGCUGCUGGCACAAGCCAUGGCUUUCGCAUUUAUAAUUGUGAGCCUUUUAAGGAAACUUUCAGACGUGAUCUCAAAAGUGGGGGAUUCAAAAUCGUUGAGAUGCUGUUCCGGUGCAACAUUCUGGCACUUGUUGGUGCUGAUGCUAAUUCUCAGUAUCCUCCAAACAAAGUUUUGAUCUGGGAUGAUCAUCAGAGCCGGUGCAUUGGUGAAUUUUCAUUUAGGUCUGAGGUUCGGUCUGUGAAGUUAAGGCGGGAUCGCAUUGUUGUUGUUCUUGAGCACAAGUUAUAUGUUUAUAAUUUCAUGGAUUUGAAGCUUCUUCAUCAGAUUGAGACUCUGGCAAAUCCCAGAGGACUGUGCUGCCUUUCUCAUGAUUCAAAUACAUUUGUGUUGGCGUGCCCUGGGCUUCAUCGGGGCCAGGUCCGAAUUGAACACUUUGGGUUGAAUGUCAUGAAGUUGAUUAAUGCUCAUGAUUCUCAUAUUGCAUGCUUGACCUUGACAAUGGAUGGCUUGCUUCUUGCGACUGCUAGUACAAGGGGCACUUUGAUAAGAAUUUUCAAUACAAUGGAUGGCACUCGUUUACAAGAGGUGAGAAGAGGAGUUGAUAGAGCAGAGAUUUAUGGGAUUGCACUCUCUCGGAAUGUCCAGUGGUUGGCUGUAUCGAGUGACAAAGGUACUGUUCAUAUAUUCAGUCUAAGAGUUCGAGUGGCUGGAGAGGACUCAUCCUCUCAUCUGAGCCCUGCUCAGGGCCUGGCAUUGUUAGAACAGAAUUCAUCAUCUUCCCUUGAUGGCCUUAUUUCUCCAAGCACUAGUGCGAAUCCUGGCUCGUCAUUGUCUUUUAUGAGAGGAGUUUUGCCGAGGUAUUUUAGUUCUGAGUGGUCAUUUGCUCAGUUCCACUUGCCUGAAGACACUCAGUACAUUGCAGCUUUUGCAUCUCAGAAUACUGUCAUUAUUGUUGGCAUGAAUGGGAGCUUUUACAGGUGCAGCUUUGAUCCGGUUCAUGGAGGACAGAUGUUGCAGCAGGAAUAUGUCCGCUUUCUACAAACUGAGAGCCGGCCUGGAUAGGGCAGGCUGUUAGUUAUACCUACAAUAUUUAUUCUCCGUACUCUGUAAAUAUGAUUUUAAACAUUCAUAAAUGGUUACACAAAAAUAUACAUAUAACUGUAUAAUAUUCUUGGAUUCAAUAAUCAAGGCUCGAUGACACAA